AUGAGAGGCUUGAGACUAGUACUGUUGCCAAUUGUCACUUUACUGGCAUCAGUAGUGAAGGCUUCCAGUGACGAGACCGUGUAUUGUAACGGGACUGUCGGUGCAUGUCCCGAUGACAAGCCAUGUUGUUCGCAGUACGGAGUCUGUGGUUCUGGCAGUUACUGCUUGGGUGGUUGUAAUCCAAGAUUUUCUUACAACUUGAGUGCCUGCAUGGCAAUGCCCAUCUGCAAGGACUCUCAGACCAUUUUCAACAACUAUAGCAGCAAGGUGGCCAACCAGUACACUUUCCUUGGAGAUGCAUCGGCUAAUGACUGGAUCUACGAGGGAUCUAUUGUAGACUACAACGACGAACAAGCGCUUUUGUUGACGAUGCCUCAAUAUUCGUCAGGAGCCGUUUUGUCGUCUACAAGAUACAUGUGGUAUGGAAAAGUAAGCGCCCGUAUGAAGACGUCACAUCUCGGAGGUGUCAUCACAGCUUUCAUCAUGUUUUCCUCUGUCCAGGAUGAAAUCGACUACGAAUUCGUGGGAGCGAACUUGACUAAUGCACAAACCAACUACUAUUUUGAAGGUGAUUUGAACUGGACGCAUUCGAGCAACGUUUCCGUUAGCAACACCUUUGAUAACUACCAUGUCUACGAAAUUGACUGGCACGAGGAUCAUCUCGACUGGCUCAUCGACGGUCAAGUUGGUAGAACGCUUUACAAGAACCACACCUUCAACGCUUCGACCGGACAAUAUGACUACCCACAAACGCCUGCGCGUAUCCAACUAUCGAUUUGGCCAGGUGGUACCAACACCAGUGCUUACUGGACGAAACUAUGGGCCGGUGGUGAAAUCGACUGGAAUGCUCCUGAUAUCAAAGAUCCUGGGUACUACUAUGCUACCGUGGAGAGUGUGAACAUCACAUGCUACGACCCUCCUGCUGGCACCAGACAAAAUGGAUCGGCCGCUUACAGAUACGUGGACAGCAAGAACUUCACCCAGGCUGGCGUGGCCAUCACGAACGAUACUACGGUUCUAGGCAGUUUGGAAGACAGCGGGUUCAACCCACAAAGCGGGAAGUCGUCAUCGUCGUCCUCAGCAUCUUCCAGCAGCACCAGCUCAAAGCCUUUCACUACACAAAGUGGAGCAUCAAAGAGCAAAAGCACUAGCGGAAGUACCGGUACCAGCACGGCUGCGAAGGGUUCGUCUGGCGAUUCCAGCUCGUCAUCGCAAGUGCCAUCUGGCUUUGUACAAAACAUGAAAAGCAGUUCUUCGAGCACAGCCGGGGCUGUUUCUCUAAACCUGGACGCCAACAAGCUGCUGCACGCUUUCGUGGCGGUUGCUGGAGCUGCAUUGGCAUUCGCUUGA
Lachancea lanzarotensis is the source of this 1350-nucleotide messenger RNA. It is a transcript of the gene UTR2, whose product is annotated as LALA0S07e02388g1_1. Gene Ontology annotation, biological process: fungal-type cell wall organization; carbohydrate metabolic process. The record is from RefSeq and is a predicted model, not a curated record. The coding region runs from base 1 to 1350 and encodes 449 amino acids. The transcript has a single exon. NCBI's taxonomy places the organism in Eukaryota, Fungi, Ascomycota, Saccharomycetes, Saccharomycetales, Saccharomycetaceae. Gene Ontology annotation, molecular function: glycosyltransferase activity; hydrolase activity, hydrolyzing O-glycosyl compounds. Gene Ontology annotation, cellular component: fungal-type cell wall.